AAAAAAAAAAAAAAAAAAAAAGCCUUGUGUUUUCCGAACGCCCAUCCCUUUCAGAUAACGCAUCAAUCGCUUAUCUAUAACGUGCGAAAUCGAGACGAGAACGAGACGAGAUACGAAUCCCCGCACGAAGAUACCAGAAAUUUUGAUAAAGAGAUAGGUAGAGGGGGUCCGCGCGCGCUGGAAAGACUGGGAAUACUGGAAGGAAGGAAGGAUGUUGGCGCCGGGGUGGGUUUAUUGGACAAUAUGUUCUCUGUCGAUCGGUGCCAGGAAUGUCGUUGGCGAUGAAGGAUUGUCACAAUCAACAUGUCCGGUGCGAGUUGAGCCGGAUGUGCAGGUGGCGACUAUUCAGUGGCCGAUGUGUGUGGAGGAUAGAUGGACGGAACGAGAAGAGGCGGUAACGUCAACGACGACGACAACGGUUGCCGCUACGGCGACAGAUUCGCCCAGUGCUGGUGGUGUUGAUGGACAACCCGGCCAUGAAGACCUUGAUACCGAAUCACCGCUUGAUAAUGCGAACUUCCUAUCGUUCGAGGACUGGAAGAAGCAGAAUCUGGCCAAGGUUGGGCAGUCAGUUGAGAAUGUGGGAGGGAGUCGGCGAUCUGGCGCAGCAGGUAAACAGCUCCGUGGGAGACCGACGGGGAUCAACAAUGCGCUGGAUUCGCUUGGCGAGGACACGGAGAUUGAAUUGGAUUUUGGGGGCUUUGGAACGACACAGGAGGCUACCGCGGCGACUGCAAAGCCUACGUCUUGGGAUUCGGCGGUGCAGCCUGGAUCGGGUUUGGACAGUGUUAGCGAGAGAGAAAGGCAUAUUGAGGAGGAAAAUGCUUUAGCACACAGCGUUCCACGAACGGGUAUUUCGCGACGGAAGGACGCCGGCACGACCUGCAAGGAGCGGUUUAAUUAUGCCUCGUUUGACUGUGCGGCGACGGUACUCAAGACCAAUCGAGAAGGUAUGGGGUCGUCGUCGGUUCUGAUCGAGAACAAAGACAGCUACAUGCUGAACGAGUGCCGGGCUGAUAACAAAUUCCUCAUACUCGAGCUGUGCGAUGAUAUUCUGGUCGACACGGUCGUUCUCGCCAACUACGAAUUCUUCAGUUCUAUCUUCCACACCUUCCGGGUUAGCGUGUCGGAUCGGUAUCCCGCGAAACUCGACCAGUGGAAGGAGUUGGGAGUGUACGAGGCACGGAAUACACGGGAGGUGCAAGCAUUCGCCGUGGAGAAUCCACUGAUCUGGGCACGGUAUUUGAAGAUCGAAUUCCUGACCCAUUAUGGUCAUGAAUUCUACUGUCCUCUCAGUCUUAUUCGUGUACACGGGACCACAAUGUUGGAAGAGUACAAGCAUGAUGGUGAUGUUGGACGAGUGGAAGAUGAAAUGGACGAGACUUUAGAGGCCCCUGCUAUGGUUGACGGACAUGUGAAUCAUGCACACGAUUUCCCGGCCGCCACGACUGAGUUGGAUAGCACAGCAUCAGCGGAAAUGUGGUUCAAUCGCGGAAAGGAAAUUGAGACGCUUUUACUGAAAGGUCCAUUCGGCAUGACUGAUACGUGCGGUAUUCACGCGACGUCUGCCGAAGCGGCUGGAUUCGAGGAGUUGACCCAGACGGUUGAUUCUACGGUGCCGGGUACCAACGAUGCUACAUCUGUUUCCAGUGUUGAGGAUACGGAUACUACCCCCGGAACUGAUGCAGCACCAAAGGAGGCUAUGGUGGAUGUACAGAGAGCAUCUGGAUCGGUGAAUAGUACAUCGACGACAUCUACGGUAGUCUCUGAGACGGCCCAGCAAAACGCGACAGAGACCGAUUUUCAGAAAGAAGAUACCGUUAGUCCUUCGCCGGAGGUGAUCCGGUCGACGACCACGACAACAUCGACCACGCAGCCACCAUCUCCGAAUCCGACAACGCAGGAAUCAUUCUUCAAAUCGGUGAACAAGCGACUCCAAAUGCUGGAGUCAAAUUCCACCUUGUCACUUCUGUACAUCGAAGAGCAAUCACGGAUCCUGCGCGAUGCGUUCAACAAAGUCGAAAAACGGCAACUCGCCAAGACGUCGACUUUCCUUGAAAACCUGAAUCAGACCGUCCUGGAUGAAUUGAAGCAGUUCCGGGAACAGUACGACCAAGUGUGGAAGACGGUGUUGCUGGAGUUUGAACAUCAACGUAUCCACCACCAUCAAGAGCUGUACGCGAUGAGCGGCCAGUUGGGUGUUCUGGCGGACGAGCUUGUCUUUCAGAAGCGGGUCGCAGUAGUUCAGAGCAUCAUGGUUCUCGUUUGCUUUGGCCUUAUCCUCUUCUCGCCCCGGGGUGUCGUGGGAAGCUACAUCGACUUCCCUAGUGUGCAGAACAUGGUCUCGCGGUCAUACAGUAUGCGAUCGUCAUCCCCAACUUUCGAGUCCCCGUCUAUGAGUCCGAGUUCGACGCGACCGGCUUCGUAUCGUCAUAACCACAGCCACAGCCACCACCGCCAUCAGCAUCAUCACCAUCACCAUCGGAGAAAUAUCUCAGAAGACUCACAGAACGGCGGUCUUGCCAGUCCGACGAUUGCGUAUUCUCCGCCUACCCCGACAUCCCCAACGUCGGAUGAGGAGAGGGAGGAGCAACGUGAUGAUAGUGCUGGUGGUGAGGGGGAUACUGAUAUGCUAGCUAUGUCGCCGGUGGAAUCACAUGUGCGGUCGCGGAGCAGUCCGCCUGUUCUGAAUGGGUGUGUUAAUGAUGGGGAUGCGGAUUAUGAGACUGUGGAAUCGCCUGCAUCGUCUACUUCGCCGACAUGAUCCUUUACAGCUUGUGUUUGGACUUCUAUCUAGAAUAUGCCUGGACUCACCAGGCUAGGCUUACAGCCGGGCUGGCCCUUGGCAUAAUGGGGACAUACAGGGACAUCCCGCCCGAAUCUGGCAGAUUUAUCAUCUAUCUGUCUAAUAUAAUGACAUCUACAUACCGUCGCAGUCGUAUUGUGACUGCGGUGAUACUUGCUAUGUGAUAUUUACAGUGGUGUACAGUACUGGUACUGAGUUGGCUAUUGUUUGUCUGCGUAUUACGGCUGUUGA
Messenger RNA from Aspergillus glaucus CBS 516.65, 3037 nucleotides. RefSeq names its product Sad1/UNC domain protein. The transcript has a single exon. Gene Ontology annotation, cellular component: cytoplasm; membrane. The record is from RefSeq and is a predicted model, not a curated record. The coding region runs from base 212 to 2764 and encodes 850 amino acids. NCBI's taxonomy places the organism in Eukaryota, Fungi, Ascomycota, Eurotiomycetes, Eurotiales, Aspergillaceae. Gene Ontology annotation, biological process: protein folding in endoplasmic reticulum.